Melanaphis sacchari is the source of this 1628-nucleotide messenger RNA. RefSeq names its product probable cytochrome P450 6a13. The coding region runs from base 37 to 1581 and encodes 514 amino acids. The record is from RefSeq and is a predicted model, not a curated record. The transcript is spliced from 4 exons. NCBI's taxonomy places the organism in Eukaryota, Metazoa, Arthropoda, Insecta, Hemiptera, Aphididae. Gene Ontology annotation, molecular function: oxidoreductase activity, acting on paired donors, with incorporation or reduction of molecular oxygen; iron ion binding; heme binding.
UAUUAUUUCCCUUCAUAUACCAAUCAAAAUAGAAAAAUGUCAACGAUAUUUAACUUUGCUAACUUUUGGGUUGACUUGAUCAUAAUUGUUACAGUAUUGUUUUCGAUUGUUUAUUAUUAUUGUACUUCAACAAAUAAUGUAUGGAAAAAACUUAACAUACAUUAUAUACGUCCAAUUCCUUUGUUUGGAAACUACUUGCAUGUAGCUCUGGGCAUAGAGCAUCCAAUAGAUCUGUACAAGAAAAUUUAUCAUGAACUAGCUGGACACAAAUAUGGAGGUAUGUUUCAAAUGCGCACUCCAUACUUAUUGAUCCGCGAUCCUGAUAUUAUCAACAAUAUAAUGAUAAAGGAUUUUUCGUAUUUUACCGACCGUGGUAUUUACUUGGAUUAUUCAAAUGAACCAUUGUCAGAAACACUGUUUUUUAUGGAAAACCCUCGAUGGAAAAAACUCAGAAGUAAAUUGAGUCCCGCGUUCACAUCUGGAAAACUUAAACAGAUGUAUAGUCAAAUCGAAGAGUGUGGCAAUGCGAUGAUAGUUAAUAUACGUUCUGAGUUAAAGAAAAAUUCCAAAGAAAUUGAUAUACGAGACAUUUUGGCACAGUAUUCAAUUGAUGUUAUUGGCAAUUGUUCUUUUGGACUAAACCUAAAUGUAGCAAAGGAUGAUACUUCUUUAUUUCGUAGAUAUGGAAAAAUAAUAUUCAAACCAUCUCUGUCAUAUUUUGUGAGAGAAAUAUGUGUAAUGAUAUCACCGGCUAUUCUGAAAAUUUUAAAGAUUCCUAUAUUUCCACAUAAGACAACUGUGCAUUUCGGAUCAAUAUUUAAAGAAACGAUUGCAUACAGAGAAAAAAAUAGUAUAGUAAGGAAUGAUAUAGUUCAUGCCUUAAUUCAAGCGCAUCAAGACUUAGUUGUUAAUGAAAAUAUAUCUAAAGAUGUAAGAUUAACGGGAUCUCAAAUAUUAUCAAAUGCAUUUGGAUUUUUUGCUGCUGGAUUUGAAACUACAUCAACGACUCUUUCUUAUUGUUUACAUGAACUUGCACUGAAAAAAAAUAUUCAAGACCGAGUACGAGAAGAGAUAAAAUUAACAAAAAUUAAAUUCAAUGGAGUAAUUGAUAAUGAAUUUUUGAUUAAACUCAAUUAUCUAGAUAUGGUUAUAGCAGAAACACUUAGAAAAUAUCCUGUAAUUUUUGCUCUGUUCAGAGUAGCUACAAAAACCUAUCAUCUGCCAAACGAUUCAUUAACAAUUAAAAAGGGACAGAAAGUUAUAAUUCCAAUCUUUUCAUUGCAUUUUGAUCCUAAAUAUUAUACUGAUCCUGAAGUAUUCAAUCCUGAAAGAUUUUCUGCCGAAGAAAAGGCAAAACGACCUAACGGUGUUUAUAUUCCAUUUGGUGAUGGGCCCAGGAUUUGUAUCGGAAAACGUUUUGCUGAGAUGGAAAUGAAAUUAGCUUUAGUAAAAAUUUUAUCAAAAUUUGAAGUGGAACCAUGUGAAAAGACCGAGAUUCCUAUACAGUUUAGUAAAUUAUCUUUGUUAGUGGUUCCGAAGAACGAAAAAGUUUGGUUAAAAUUAAAUCCAAUUACUGAAUAAUAAUUUAAUUCUUAACUACAAAAUGUGAUAAAUAUAUUAAAGUAAUA